Salmo salar (Atlantic salmon) is the source of this 4800-nucleotide messenger RNA. It is a transcript of the gene gpr142, whose product is annotated as G protein-coupled receptor 142. Gene Ontology annotation, cellular component: plasma membrane. Gene Ontology annotation, molecular function: G protein-coupled receptor activity. The record is from RefSeq and is a predicted model, not a curated record. Lineage: Eukaryota; Metazoa; Chordata; Actinopteri; Salmoniformes; Salmonidae. Gene Ontology annotation, biological process: G protein-coupled receptor signaling pathway.
UACUCUUGCACUCGCCGCAGUGAUGAGCCUGCUGCAGGGAGCUCAGUUCUGUUCUUCCUCUCCUCUUCCUCUUCUCCAGUGGCUGUGUGGGUCGUUAGUGUCACUGGCAGCUGCAGUGGUAGGGAAUCGGCUACAGAUGGAGGUCAACAGACACAGGGACCUAUGAGACAGAUGGGGAGAUACUGUGAAGAACGGUUGUAAAGGAGAACGACCUAGGUCAUGUUUGAUUGGCCCAACAUCACAGUGCCCAGCUCUUCAGAGCAGGGCCUGAAACCAGGAGACGAGGAUCUGCAGAGGUCUACAUGUGUCCUGGGCUUCUUCCCUGUCAUCUAUUAUAGCUCCCUCCUCUGUGUGGGAGUACCAGUAAACAUACUGACUGCGGUGGCUCUAUCCCGGCUGGCAGCCCGUACUAAGAAGGCUAUGCAUGUGUACCUGCUGGCUCUGACCGGCUCUGACAUCCUCUCCCAGCUCUUCAUUAUCUUCAUGGGCUUUCUGCUAGAAACAGCUGUGUUCCACCGUGAAGUCCCCACCCUCCUGCUGCGCUCGGUUAGCAUGGCAGAGUUUGCUGCCAAUCACGCCUCCAUCUGGGCCACCGUACCCCUAACCGUGGACCGCUACGUGGCGCUGUGCCAUCCGCUCCUCCACCGCCAGAUCAGCUACCCGGCACGAGCGUGGCGGAUCAUCACCGUCGUCUUUUUCCUGGCGCUGUUGUCAGGCAUACCGUUCUUCUGGUGGUCUGACAUGUGGCGCGUCGCCCGCCCGCCCACUUCCCUGGACUCUGCCCUCAUAUGGACACACGUGACGAUAAUCUACUUCCUGCCGUGUAGCAUCUUCCUGGUUCUGAACUUGCUGAUCAUUCACCGGCUGCAGGCGCGGCAGAGACAGGUCCCGUGCCAGGACGAGCGUGGUGGUAGCGGGGCCCGGUUGGCCCCGCGGCGGCGCCUGGGUAAGAGCACCGCCAUGCUGCUCGCCAUUACCUCCGCGUUCGCCAUCCUUUGGGCCCCCAGGACUAUAGUGGUCAUCUAUCAUCUAUACGUGUCCUCGGUCCACAAGGACUGGCGGGUCCACCUGGCCUAUGACCUGUCUAACAUGCUGGCCAUGCUCAACACUGCGGUCAACUUCUUCCUCUACUGUUUCGUCAGUAAGCCAUUCAGAGCGGCCGUGAGGGAUGUUCUGUUGCUCAGGGGGGGUCCGUUGUACCACCGAAGGAUAAUCCCCAACCAGCAGGCCCCCGCCAAAGCCUCUACGUCCUUGCUGUCUAGCGGGACAAACGCUCACACCGAGACUACCAACCGCACCCCCCUAACACCCUGCAGAGCUAACGAGACCAUGUGGCCCUGACCUUGAUCCUUAAUCCUGAGAUGAGACCCCCCUAAUUGAGACCAACCCCUUCGUCCACCCCAUCUCUCCAUCCCCUCUAUUAUGCCAUUCCUACAGCCCAUGAACAAUGUGACUUCGACCUUAACUAUGGGACCUCCCUAAUUGAGACAAACCCUGUACCCUUUUCCAUCCGUCUCCUAUUCCAUCCCUCUAUCCGUCUGCUCCAUCCCCCCAUCCCACUGUCCCCCCAACACCCCAUCCCACGGACCAAGUGACCUUGAAGGUUAGACACCCCUUAAUUGAGACCAAACCCUCCCCUCACCCCAUUCCCUCAUCCCACGAACCAUGUGACCUUCACCCUGAGACCCCAGAUCAACCUCCUUUACCCAUCCUCUUAUUGCCUCAUCUCUCUAUCCCUCAUCCCACCAUCCAUCCCCCUAUCCCACGGUCGCCCUAAGCACUUAUGACCUCUGAACCACAGAGAACCACAGAGUGCAUUCCAGCCUUUUACUGAACUGUUGUUGGACUCAAAACAAGCAGAAUGUUUUCUGAUUCAACAUGUUAUUUAUUAUGUCCAGCGGGAAUCAGAUUAUAAUGGCACAAAGUAUUUAUUUUUUGUUAGGGGGAAAAUUUGGCUUGUGAUAUUACGAGUGCUUGGCUUGACUUUAUGUUACUUUCCAUAUAUGGAAGCUAGUUGUAAUUAUGUAACAUGCUAUUGUUUAUAUUGGUAAAAAAAAGAAGGAAUGCCAUAUGGACAUUAUAUGGUCUUGGUGGCUGCAGAUGAACAUGGUGCUUUAGUUAACACAUAGAGAGAAGAGACACUGUGAAAAGAGAUGAUGCUUUCAUCAUGUGCAUGCUACUUAAAGUGAAUGGCUCAUCUAUCUAUUUACACAUUGAGCAUAGCCUCAUCAUUUCCUCUCAGUUCUCUACAGGGGGACAGUUUAGUUCUAUGUGAAUCACUUUACAAUAGAAGGAAAUUCAAAAUGCUCUUCCUUUACAGAACAUAAGUUAAGUAAUAGUAAGACUGUAUUUUCAUAUAGUGCAUUAUUCUUUACUAUGGAGAGAACACUCCACAUGCCUAUUUGCCCAAAUGACAGUGUGACAGGCUUGCUGAGCAGCACAACUGAACCAAUCAAGCAAACAAAUAGCAUUAAGUACUUCAUUUCAACAGUGAGAGCGAGGAGCAAACCACAGCUGUGGUUAUUUUUCAUGAAAACGCAAGUGGAUGGAGGUUUAAAUGAAUGCUUGCUGUAAGUGCCUAAAAGCCGCAGCAGGGGAAGAAGACCCUGUUCUGCAAACACACUCUCCCUGUGGGCUUCAGCUCAGCUAGCUAAACAAAUCCCACAUCAGACUGACAGACGGCACACAGAAAGUACAUUUUCCAUCUGCUCCUGUGCAAUAAGACGAUAAGGACAAAUUCAAAUGACAAUUUUUAAUACGAGAUAUUUCAUCAAUAAGGCAUGAGAACCUGUGUUUUAUUGUAGAUAGCACAGGGCUAAGGUGUCCUCUUGAAACAUCUACACUUACUGACAAAUUUGCAUUAUCAUGUGUAAAUGGGAUCAACAAGCACUUUGUGACAUCAGUAUUUGUUUGGAGCUGAGUGUUCUCUUCUCUAUACAUGGUUCUAACUAAUGACUGAAUUAACAGUUGGCAAGUGAAAUCUGUUGGUGUAUUGAUUUUUCAUGCAAUUAAUUAAUUUAGCCCCAAGAGUUAAUGAACAAUGUUUAGACUUUGAUCUUGAAAUAACCAUUUUAAUCACGCACCUCUGGCUCAUCAAUAAGUCCUCAGUGAAAGGCUUUUCAAUAAGGACAUACUUUUCUGUCCUCCUCAUAGCCAUUGUAUAACUAGUUUGAGAAGAUGUUUCAACUACAUAAGAUAGUUAAUUUGUUUGCACUAAUAGGAACAGGCAGUAAGAAAGAAGGACACAUUUUUGUUGAUUACAUCUCCUGUGUUCCUCUGUAGCUCAGUUGGUAGAGCACAGUGCUUCUAAUGCCAGAGGGUUCAAUUUCUGCAACUACCCAUAUGUAAAAUGUAUGCACUUGUAAGUUGUUUUGGAUAAAAGCGACUGCUAAAUGGCAUAUAUUUUGUCUUAGUGAAAUUGGGAGUAAGCUAAUUGCCCACUUGUUACGUGAUUUAGGUUAUCAAUGUUCCUAAACCGAACUUCAAUUUAACUACUCAGUUUGUAUACCAGAAGGUGUAAGGUUCCGGUUGAAAGAAACAGACUGAGGCCCAGCUAACAAUGGUCAGAACGCUUAUUUACGAGAGGUCUGAAAUUCAUACAAUGCACACAGCCAUUUAUAUUACUCAUUUCGUCAUAUAAAUGCCCCUCCUCUUCUCUAACAUUGUCAAUGCUGCUCCAAUACAUGCAUUGCUUAUCAUGUCCUGCACAUGCUACAUAAUCUACUGCAAGCCUAACGGUUUCUCCCCUCCCUGGGUGAGGAGACCUUCUUCCUGUUAUCAGUUUCACAGUAGUCACAAGUUGUCUGCUGUCUGGUAACAGUUCCCCUUUUCCCUUGAAUGUCUUGCUUACAUUGCUAAAUCAUUAAGCUUCAACUUUUCCUACACACACACACAUUAGUACAUUCAUCUUAUAACCACUCGGUUAUCCCUUUUCAGGGUGAAAUCAUUUAGUCACUACUAUAUAAUACACUUUUUUGUGACAUCCAAUUGCGAUCUUGUCUCAUCGCUGCAACUCCCCAACGAGCUUGGGAGAGGCAAAAGUCAAGUCAAGAAAAACAUGACCCACCAAAUCACGCUCCUUAAAACCUGCCUGCUUAAUCUGAAAGCAAGCUGCACCAAUGUGUCAGAGUUUGGCGACGCCAUUCAACUGACAAGUGAGGUCAGCCUGCAGUUGCCCAGCCCACCACAAGGAGUGCAAAGAGCCAAGCAAAGCCCCCCCCGGCCAACCCCUCCUCUGACCCAGAUGACCCUGGGCCAAUUGUGUGCCGCCCUAUGGAACUCUCUGUCACAGCAGGUUAUGACACAGCCUGGGAUUGAACCCAGGUCUGUAGGGACACUUCAAGCACUGUGAUGCAGUGCCUUAGACAGCUGGUGGCACCUCAAUUGGGGAGGAUGGGCUUGUGGUAAUGGCUGUAGCAGAAUAGGUGAAAUGGUAUCAAAUGUAUCAAACAAAUGGUUUCCAUGUGUUUGAUGCCAUUCCAUUCGCUCCGUUGCGGACAUUAUUACGAGCCAUCCUCCCCUCAGCAGCCUUCACUGAUUUUAAAUCAUGUACAUGUGAAAGCACACUAAAAUGACUAUCUGCCAUGAUGAUUGUUAUAACCUUAAGUCUUUCAGAUGGCAGCCUAAAUGCUCAUCAUUCCCACUACAACUGGAUCAUUCCUUGCAGUUUAGUGUUUGUAAAUAGAUAAUGUGUGUUUUAUUUUAUUUCACCUUUAUUUAACCAGGUAGGCUAGUUGAGAACAAGUUCUCAUUUGCAACUGCGACCUGGCCAAGAUAAAGCAAAGCAGUUCGACACAUACA